This is a messenger RNA of Rotaria sordida, 1846 nucleotides long. The record is from the annotation of a GenBank genome assembly. Lineage: Eukaryota; Metazoa; Rotifera; Eurotatoria; Philodinida; Philodinidae.
GCAAUGGAUCAACAUGCUUUUUCUAACGCUUUUCUUUUCCAUAAAAUGCUAAAUAUAUUCUACAUAAAAAUUAGCUUAAUAGAAACCAAUAAUUAUUUAUCUUAUUCGGCGCUCAUUACGAGCCACUGAUUGCAUGUUUAACCAAACUAUAUACUCAGUAACUAGGUAAAAAUAGAUAAAAUAUAUGAACACAUCGCAUGCAGAAUGUAAAAAUAAAAAUUAUAUUUUGAACUAUUAAUAAAUUAUUUAAUAAUUGAAUUUUAUGUCAAAACGAUCAAACUAAAUUUGUUGAUGUUUGGAGCACUGGAAGUGUACGACAAAUAUUAAAGGAAAAUAAUUUUCAAGCUUUAAACAACUAAAAACUAGAUUGAACAAAGAAUAGAAAAAUCUUUGUAAUAAUUAGCAAAAUUUGUAAGAGACUUGACGAACUAAUAAAAAUUCGUAUAUAACAAAUACGUGAUAGUUAAAUGAGAUUUUUAUGUAAUCAGAUUAAUAUAAGAAUAUUUUUCGUUUUUCCUUUAAAUAAAAUAUCAUAUUGAUCUACAGCAAGAAAUUUAUUCUCACAUUCUUAUAUUUAUAUUUGUAUUAUUAGAAAUCGUUAUUCUCUACUUGCAUAUAAACUGAUUUUAUCGCGCCUGAAGACCUAUCAAAUACCCUAUAUUUUGUUAGACAGUCGAAUACUCUAUAGAAUGGACUAUUGACAUGUUUUUUUAAAAUUAUAUUCAAAAUAUUUUCUUUUCUGUCUACAUGCUCUGCCAACAAUGAUAUUUUCGUUUUAUAUAUCAGUCAUAAAACUCAAUGAUAAGGUGUAUUAGAGAGUUGAAAUUUUGUAUAAAUUUGAAAUAGUUAUAAAGAAUAUAACAUAUAAAAAUAUUGUUCGAAUCAAUUAAUAAUAACAAAAAUUAUCUGUCAAAUAUCAUUAAAUUUUCAAUUGUAUUAAAAAAAUUACAAUAUGCUCAUAUAUAUCAUUUAUAUCUUUAUAGAAAAGGAAGAAAGUUCUAAUUUUUGCAUUCUCGUAUCAGAUUAUGAAAAGUCUCAAGUGUUAAUACUUUAAAAGAUAAAAACAAAAAUUUAUCUUAAAUCAAUUUUUAGAUCACCAUAUGGAAAACCAGUUGAUAUUUGGGCAUGCGGAUGUAUUAUGGCGGAACUUACUACUGGUCAAGCAUUAUUUGCGGGCGAAAGUGAUAUUGAUCAAUUGUAUCGUAUUCAAAAAUGUUUAGGACCAUUACCAGCUAAAUAUAUGGAAGCAAUGAAGACAAAUCCUAAAUUUGAUGGAUUAAAAUUUCCUCCUAUUCAUCAGUUGGAAACUUUAGAACGACGUUAUGGUCAUUUAUUUCCACCUGAUAUAAUGCAUUUAUUUAAAGGAGCUUUACGUUUAUUUGCUGCCGAUCGUUUAACAGCUGAAGCAUGUAUUCAACAUGAAGCAUUUGUUUAUUUGAAUCAGAAACAACAACAUCAACAAAAACGUUUACAACGACAACAACAUCGACCAAAAACUGUUCUUGCUUCUACAAGUACAUCUCAAGGACAACAUGAUCAUAACAAUGAAAUGGUACAUUUUGCUAUACCAUUUGUUGAUAGUCGUUUAAGAGGUUUAUUAACAUUAUUAACACCAUUAUCAGCUCGUGUUCAUAUUAGAUUAUUAAUUGCAGUACGAUUUUUAACUGGUAUUAUACCACCAUCAGAACGUCGUACAGUUCCAUCAGGAGCACAAACUGGUGGAAUUUUUGGAAUAAUUACUACUACAUCAUUAGUUAGUAUUAUGAUUGGAGAACAUUUUCUUGGUGGAUGGCCAUCAACAUUUAAUGUCUUUGAUGUAUUUUCUUGUUUAUGGUUUCUUGGUUGA